CCUGAGGGCAAUGCAAACCUCAAGAAUUAUGGCUUCCCCUUCCGGAGCGGCCGCUUGCAGGCUAAGAGAGCGUAGCAGCUUGAGUCUGACAAGCAAGCUCUCUCCAGCUCGUUCCCAUUCUGCUUCCUUCCCUAAUGCUCCGCGCACUCCUGCCGCUUUCAGACGCUCAAAAGACUUUGGCAACUUUCAGACAUGCCAUGCCUGCGUCGUCCGCACUGGGCAAGAACAACCAAUCAAGCAGUCAAAAAACGGCACCUACCGAGUCCUCUUAAGCCCCCUCAAAAGAACUCCCUUCUCCAAACCUCUACCGCAUGAAUCUGCGAAAACCUUACGGAAAUGCACCACCAGAAGGACUCCCACAAUUCUGGCAGCAUCCAAGCAGGCCGCCAAGACUUCCUUUGUUAGUUGGUCCGGGUCGCAGUCUGCAGAUUUAAGGGGGUUAGAACAGUGGCUUCAGAAGGCGGGAUUGCCCCCCCAGAAAGUUGUGAUUGAGGAAGUGGGAGAGGGCCAGGGGCGGGGUCUGGUGGCAGUGCAGGGCCUCAGAAAAGGGGACACCGUUCUGACAGUGCCAAGCAGUUUUUUAUUCACCGCGGAUAAGGCAUAUGAGACGCCAGACUUGGGGCCCCUGCUCCAUGCGGCCAACGUUCCUGACUGGCCGGCACUCGCCAUCUUCCUGCUGUAUGAAAAGUCAAAGGGGCCCUCCUCAGACUGGGCCGCAUACAUCGCCGCACUUCCCAGGCAGACCGGUUGCGUACUGGAAUGGCCAGAGGGGCAGGUCGCCAAUUUCCUGGCAGGGUCGCCCCUGCAGGCGAAAGCGCGGCUGUGCGUACGCGACGUCGAGGAGUCUUUCCGAGACCUGAGCGAGGUUCUCUUCAGUCAGCACCCGAAGGUAUUCCCACCGAAGGUGUUCACACCUAACAACUUCAAGUGGGCGUUCAGCAUCCUCUUCUCACGCCUGGUGCGUUUGCCGUCCCUGGGCGAUGCCGUCUCCCUCGCGCCGUUUGCCGACAUGGCCAAUCACAGCGUGGAUGCGACCACGUUCUUCGAGUUCGAUGCGCGAGCAGGCGCGGUCGUUCUGAAAGCGGACAGGAACUAUGAGAAGGGCCAGCAGGUAUUCGUUUCUUACGGCCCCCGUUCGAGCGGCGACCUACUUCUCUCUUACGGCUUUGUUCCCAAGCUCGACACCAACCCGCACGAAAGCGUUGACCUCCCCUUCGACCCCUCCCCAAGCACCAGCCAAAACUCCCCCCCGGCGGAAGCCGAGCGGUUCCCGAUCCGGUUAACGGGAAUGCCGGAGCAGCUGUGGGACGCCGCCCGGCAAAAAGCUCAAGAGGUUUCGGCGGGCGACGAAGGCUCGCAGGGAAGUCUAGAGCUUUCGACCCGGGAGCUGUUGCUGGAGGCGGUUCAGCGGGUGUUGAAAGGAUACAAGAAGUCGCUGGAGGACGACGAGGCUUUGGCGGAAGCGCCGACGUCCGACGACUCUCUGAACGCAGUGUCCCUGACCCAAAGGGAGAUUGCGGCGGCGACAGUGCGCGUGAUCGAGCGGCGGGUCCUCUACCGGACGGAAGCGGUUUUGCGAGGCGAGAUCCGAUCUUUGAAGCAGAAGCAAGAAACGGGAGGUAACGAAGGUGGACGGGAGCGACAAUCAAGGGGCUUUUUGUCAAGGAUCACAGGUCUCUUCUCGUGACAGUUUUUGGCAACUCCGCAGCUUGUGUGAGCAUAUACGUAUCCCGUCAGUGUCUGUCACAGACUUUCUUGCGCUCGUAGCGGCUUGGAUGUUUUGUGUGAAAAAGCACGACCGUCAGUUUGUCUGACCUGUAAUAGAUGGAUAUAAGUGUCUAUGGGGGAGUCAACAAUGUUCGUUGUUGUAGGCUUGAGGUGCUGCCGAUAGCCCCGGAAGAAAAGCCAUUCCCAUCCUCAAGCACCCAGUUGUUCGUUGAUAGUGGAGUAUUUCUAAGGCAGUCUGAACAAUGCCGUGUACCGUGAGCCAAUAUAAGCGAGUAGUGACUGCUUUUUCGGAUCAGAUUACCUCAUUUUGCAUCCUAAAGAUCAACUUGCCGCA
Klebsormidium nitens is the source of this 2062-nucleotide messenger RNA. Lineage: Eukaryota; Viridiplantae; Streptophyta; Klebsormidiophyceae; Klebsormidiales; Klebsormidiaceae. The record is from the annotation of a GenBank genome assembly.